Molecule: messenger RNA, 1248 nt
Organism: Eimeria acervulina
Lineage: Eukaryota; Apicomplexa; Conoidasida; Eucoccidiorida; Eimeriidae
Exons: 1
Coding region: 1-1248 (415 amino acids)
Source: RefSeq, a predicted model, not a curated record
AUGAGCGAUGAAACCCUUCUUCCUGUCUCUGCUGCAGCAGCAACAGCAGCAGCAACAGCAGCAGCAGCAGCGGGGCCCCCAGGGAUUUUGCUGCGUCUUCAUCAGCGUCUUCGCUCAUCUGCUGAUAGUUUAAAUAUAUUUCGUACAUGUGUAUCCCUGUGGGUAGAGGAGAAGGUUGCUGCAGCAACAGCAACAGCAGCAGCAGCAGCAGCAACAGCAGGGGCAGCAGAAGGCUCAGGAUCUUGUGCUGCAGCUGCUGCGGAUAGCAGGGCCGCUGCAGAGAUACAAGCUGUUGUGCAGGAGUGUAUAGAGACAAUAUUUGCUGCAGUAGAGUGCUGGAGGCAGCAGCAGCAGCAAAAGCAGCAGCAGCAGCAGCAGCAACAGCAGCUAAUUGUGCAUCCUCGUCUUCUUAACGGAUGUUUCUUGGUGCUGCAGCUUCUUCUGGCCCCAGCAGAUGGAUCUCCAGCUCUUAGCGGUUGCACAGCAGCAGCAGCAGCAGCUGCUGCUGCUUCUGCUGCUGUAGAGACGCUGAGACUGCUGCCUGCAGCACGAGCAGCAGCCUUGAAAAAGAAGCAGCAGCAGAAGCAGCAGCGACGAGAUGCCUCUAGACCCCGAGUGAAGCACAUAGGUAGAUGCAGCAGACGCGGAAUGGAGGAGCAGGAUGUUGCUGCAGCAGAGCAGCAGCAGCAGCUGCAGCAGCAGCAGCAGCAGCAGUGUGAUUCUUUUGCUGCUUACGGAGAUGAAGAGGAGACAGAAGCUCUAGAAGGUGCAGCAACGACUCUACUCGUGCUGCUGCAUUUUACAGAGGAAGCAGAACAAGCAAACAGCAGCAACAGCAGCAACAGCAGCAGCAGCAGCAAACCACUUGAGAGACUGACAGCGCAGCUGGAGCUGCGGCUCUCCGAGGCUGCUGCUGCUGCUGCUGCGCAGCAUGAAGCAAAUAAAGCAGGAGCAGCAGGCGCAGCAGCACCAGAACCAGCAGCAGCAGCAGCAGCAGCAGGAGCCCCUGCAGCAUCAUCAGCAACUGCAGCAACAGGCUCAGCAUCAGCAGCAGGCUCAGCAGCAGCAGCAACACCAGGAACAGGGAUAGCAGCAGCAGCAGCAGCAGCAGCAAAUCUCGGGGGUCUGUCUUUCGCUGCAUUACUCAAAGUCGCCUCCACCUUCUGCAAAGACGCAUUUGGCUCUGCAGCAGCAAAAGUUAGCAGCAAAACUAAAAUAAAUAAAUUAAUAAAUAAAUUUAUUAAUUAA